Gryllus bimaculatus (two-spotted cricket) is the source of this 270-nucleotide messenger RNA. Lineage: Eukaryota; Metazoa; Arthropoda; Insecta; Orthoptera; Gryllidae. The record is from the annotation of a GenBank genome assembly.
AUGACGGCUCCGGGCAGUGAUCGUCCACAACCGUUCACAUGCGGUCUCUGGCUCGAAGCGACGGAGAAAGUGAACGCCUUUUCAACUCGCAUCGGCGCCGCCAACCUGCAGAGCUCCGUCAACGCGGAGGGCGGCCGCGGCACCAGCGCCCUCAUGGCCUACUACGCCGCCUUCAUCGCGUCCAGCAUCUUCCUGCCCGCCGUCAUGAUACGUAUCCAAUUAGCUCCACUGGAUGAUAUCAACGACCAAGUGAAUCAUGGAGUCCCGUGA